UAUUUUGGUGAAACACACCUUCCAUGGCUGUCAAACAGCAGGCGUCCCAGAUUAGCUCUAACGCGUCUCCUUCAUGAAAGCUGUGUUUGUUGUGUUUUAGCAGCCGUUUCGCAGAUGUAAGGUGAUGUCGGACAAGCGUCAGCGUGCCAGAGUCCAGGGCUCCUGGGCCAAACAACUGCCGAAACACACAAGGCCAACAGGUGCAGUUCCAAACAACUGUCAACCCAAAAAUGCCAGCUCUGCUCCUGGUUCUUGGGGAUGUGGACCACAAAAGACACCUAAAACAUUUGAGUUUCAUCAGCCUGCUAAGCCAGUUAGAGAUGUUCCACCAGAGAAGGUGAUAGAACAGGCAGGUGGUCAUGAGAUCAGCCAUGGGCCAUCAGGAGUGUCCAGACUGCAGCUGCUGCCUGGGUUUCUUCCCCCAGAGGAGGCUGACUGGAUGUUCAGUAAGCUGUUAGCAGAGCUUCCCUGGUCCCAGAAGACCAACUACAGACAGGGUGAGGCAUACGAGGAGCCCAGGCUCACCUGCUGGUAUGGAGAGUUGCCCUAUACGUACGCCCGCUCCACCAUGGCUGCCAACUCACAGUGGCAUCCAUUGCUGUUAACCCUUCGCGAGGCAGUGGAGCAGGCGACCGGAUGCAAAUUCAACUCCCUGCUGUGUAACCUGUAUCGGGACGGCCAUGACAGCAUCGGCUGGCACAGUGACGAUGAGGCGUCUUUGGGUGACAAACCCACCAUCGCUUCCCUCAGUCUGGGGGACACCAGAGUCUUCAGCCUCCGAAAGCAGCCUCCACCGGAGGAGAACGGUGACUACACUUACGUGGAGCGGAUUCGGGUUCCUCUGAGUCACGGGACACUUCUGCUAAUGGAAGGAGCCACGCAGGACGAUUGGCAGCAUCAAGUAGCGAAAGAGUACCACGACAGAGGUCCACGCAUCAACUUGACCUUCAGAACUAUCCAUCCAGAGCCAGAGGGCCACAGGCCGGGGACCAAGCUUCGCUUCACUGCCAAACAACAGUAAACUCCCCUCAGUCAGGUACUUAAGCCUCAGGAAACACUGUGUCCAGACGGUGGUUAGGCGUUUCAAACACUGAUCCAGUCAGUUCUAGAUCUGAUAGCUGUCGCUGGAGUGUGAGCCAUGCUGAGGCUAAUAGACGAUGGAGAUAUUUUGCCAAACAUGGCAAACGUCAUCGUCCUUCUCAGUUAGCUUGCAAGCAGUUUCAGCUGUUUGAACCAAGAAUUGUAAACACACCACUUAGUUACCGACCGCAAUAUGAAUUACAGCUUCCUCCAGCUUAAACAGGGAGAUUUGCAGCUCUGCCUGAAUUCACCUGUUGCAUAAGCGAAGCAUAAUAACACCUCAGUCGUGACCAGUGGUGAUUAUCAGACAUCAGUGUUUUCAGAGAAGCUGAGCAGAAGAAUGGAUGAUAAUAAGGGUGUUUAGGCUUGACAAAAUGUCAUCUCUGAAUAUUACUUUAUGUAGCUAUUCAGCACAGCACAUUUCAGACAAUAAUUUGAUUAUGUUUUGGGUUUUUGUGUGGGUGUAACUCAGCAACCAGCACUGAGGUGCCACUGAGCAUGGCACUUAAUGCCACACUACUUUUGUUGCUUGCAGUAAAAGUCUGGUUUGUAUUAGGGCUCCCAGGUGGCAACGAUGUGGUAUAAACAGAAUGCAUGUCUGUAUCUUUACAUUUGCCAUGGUGAGACACUCCUAUUUAAGUUUUUUAUUUUGUUUUGGUUUGGUUUUUUUGGUCAAACUACGACAGACAGAGUCCUGAGUCCUCACUGUACCACAGGCCACUGUUGUGAGCCUUAAAAAUGUAAACAAUUUCCUGUCUUGUUUAUCUUGGGCAGAUUUUUGGAAAGAGCAUAGUUGCUAUAAAAAGAGAAAGAACAAGUAAAGUGGCCACUCAAGCCAAUAACAGUUCCAUCUGGACUAGGAUUAGUUAAUGAACAAGAUUUGACCAGUCCCUCAAAGAAGUAUCUCAAGUUUUUAAUAAACAGGAAACUUGUUGGUGACACUUAGAGGAGCUAUUAGCAAAAUCAGCAACCCAGUCAGCCUGUACUGUGUAGUGCACUUUGAUUUUCCAGUAGAUUUAAGGUACUAAAUCCACACAUGCUUCAGUCAGGGAAACAUGCAGACAUGACACAGUUGUAACAAGUGGGACAACAGUACUCAUGUAACUGGCAUAUUAGCAGAGAAAGUUUUUGUGUCCUAUUCCAACAUGAUCUGAUAUCUGAAAUUGAGUAAACUGGGGGACGUACAUGUGUCAAAGGGGGAUGCAGACUACUUUAACAGCCCACAUGAUUGGACAUUCUGUUUAUUUUGUAACACUAAAGAGAUUCAUGAGUUCUUGAUUGCUGUUGUGAAAUAAAAAAAAUGUUGGAAUGUGGAAAUAUUGUGUCAUAUGUUCCAAAAACAGAUUUUUUUCCAUUAAACAUAACAUACAAAUGUUAAUUAUUAGCAGCACUGCACUUCAUCAAAAUUCAAAAAAGUUCAAAUAAAAUACCAGGUUGUGACAGG
Lates calcarifer (barramundi perch) is the source of this 2524-nucleotide messenger RNA. It is a transcript of the gene alkbh3, whose product is annotated as alkB homolog 3, alpha-ketoglutarate dependent dioxygenase. NCBI's taxonomy places the organism in Eukaryota, Metazoa, Chordata, Actinopteri, Centropomidae. Gene Ontology annotation, biological process: DNA repair; DNA alkylation repair. Gene Ontology annotation, cellular component: nucleus. Gene Ontology annotation, molecular function: dioxygenase activity. The record is from RefSeq and is a predicted model, not a curated record.